AUGUAUCAAGAUCAACAACACCCCGUUGGUGCUCCUCCUCCUCAAGGCAAUUCCCCUUGGUAUCCUCCAAAGGAAGGUUAUCCACCAACGGGAUAUCCUCCUGUAGGUUAUCCUCCACCACCUCAGGGUUACGGUCAGGCAUAUCCAGCACAAGGGUAUCCUCCGCCGCAAUAUCCUCAAGGUCCUCCUCCGCAGUAUCCUUAUCAGGGUCCCCCACCACCACAAUAUAGUCAGGCUCCACAAAAGAAGAAGAAAGAAUCAGGAUUUGUCGAAGGAUGUUUGGCUAUGCUCUGCUGUUGCUUUUUGUUGGAAGCUUGCUUCUGA
Messenger RNA from Eruca vesicaria subsp. sativa (arugula), 324 nucleotides. Lineage: Eukaryota; Viridiplantae; Streptophyta; Magnoliopsida; Brassicales; Brassicaceae. The record is from the annotation of a GenBank genome assembly.